Owenia fusiformis is the source of this 1300-nucleotide messenger RNA. Lineage: Eukaryota; Metazoa; Annelida; Polychaeta; Sabellida; Oweniidae. The record is from the annotation of a GenBank genome assembly.
GUUAGUGAUAUGCUUAAUGUUUAGAAAACAUCAUUUCAAGGGCAUACAUCGUCCCUUUUCAUUCAUAUUGAUGACACAUUGCACACGACUUUCUUACAUCCAUGAAUCAACUUUCAAUCAAUGCGUUUUGAUUAGUCCUCAUGGACACGCGUAUCAGUCACGUGGCCGAAUUUGAUCUACAGCUCAACCUCUUCUGCGGUCCAAAGGGUAUUCUUUGUUUUUGGGACUAGUAGUAGGCCUAUCACUGACGAACUUGUCCAAAGUAAGAGCAGUCAAGAUGGAUUCGAAGAUCUUCGUUCUUAUGGCCCUGCUUGGGUUAUGCUCCGUGCUGGUCGAUUCUGCAUGUGACAAAAAUAGCGUCGAUGCCUGUCUUAAUCUUCCAGAGAACUUCGAUUCGAGCAACCAGUGCAAUUAUAUAAGACACAUGGUGACGUGUGCUACGGGAAUUAGAGAAUGUACUGAUGAUUACAGCACUCUUGCUCGUAUGUUGGUUCUCAUGUUAGCGAGGGUGCGACAGGCCGGCUCGUGUAACGACCUUGACCUGACCGCAUUGACCAAUUCAGUGAAGGAUAACGAGAUGGCAACUGGUCUUGGACGAGAUGGACUAACAACCGGAUCAGACUUUACACGACACGGUGAUGAGUUUCCUUGUAUCCGACAGAGUGGAGAUAAUUGCCACGGAGCCUUCCAAGCGGCCUUAUCUUUCACGAACCAAGAGGAGAUUUCAUUCAAGCCGAUUUGCUUCAUUUUACCGGCCACGAGCAAAUGCUACAGCAAGAUGAACAGAGGUUGCCGAUCACCCCUGUUACUGGACUUGAGGGACGCCAAACACGAGAACAAGUACAAGAACUUCAUUCGACAGUUCCACGGGAGCAACUGCAACGGUAUGCAGCCUCGUUCGGACGGUACAAUCGGAGAUAUGCAGAAAUUCAAAAGAUACAUGCGAAGAUUGGCUUCUCGGGCUAAUUAGAGUUCAUUUACGAUGUCAAGCCUGACAUGCAUCCUCGAGAAUUGUCAUGCCCUGAUUAUAUACGUUUUGAGGACUAGAAACCUGCUUGGAUAAAAAUGUCAGAAUAUAGGGGCCUGUUAUUGUAUUUGAAGCAUAAACAAAACUUAUUUUUUUGUCUUGAGAAUUUCUAAUAAAACGUUCGUACCAAAUUAUAUAGUUAUUUGUCAAGUCGAUACCCGCUAUCAUUCCUAAAUCUCGAGUUCAUGUUGGAGUGUCACGAAAUUAAUUUUGCUAACAGUGGUUUAUAUCAAAUUAUAUUAUUCGGUAUCAUUCAUUGAUAAGUUCAAUUCA